AUGGCAGCCGAUAACACCCCAAGGCUGCUGCUCCUCUCCAUCUCUCUCCUCCUCUCCCUCCAUCUCGCCCGUCCCCAUGACCUCUCUCCAUCCCCUUCCCCCGGCUCCUCUUCAGCCUCAGCCCCCGUCCCGUCUCCAUCUGUUGAACUCGGGCCUAGCCCGUCACCGUCCCCUGAGUCUGGGCCCGGCCCGUCACCAUCUUACGCCCCAUCCCCGAACGCGGAUGGGCCCGCAGCAUCCGCCGGCCCUGGCCCAUCACCAUCGUACACAGAUACAGAUGCGGAUAAGCCCAGCCCGUCACCAUCCUACCUGGGUACAGAUGAUGAGGACAAUACAGACGAGUUCGGGCCGGCCCAAUUCGACCUCUCUUUGGCCCCGGUCCCGGCCGCUGAUGCUGGCACCGAGGUGAAGGAGAUAUGCAAUUCGACUGACCACCCAGAGCUUUGCCUGGACACCUUGGUCCCGCGCCUGGACGGAAACUACGACAUCCCCAUUGUUCUAGAAGUUUCCAUGCGGGUCGGUGCUGACCUGGCGAGAACCGGGCUCUCCGUAGCUAAGAAGGUGGUGGAUGGCUCGGUGGGCCCCCCAGAGCUAGCCUCGGUGCUCAGGGACUGCAGGGACAUGUAUGAUGAGGCCGUUUACAAUUUCGAGAGUGCGAUUGAUGCUUUUCCGAGACGGGAUAAGGGCACCAUGAGCACCAUGCUUAGCGCCGUUAUAACCGACAUUGGGGAUUGUGAGGACGGCCUUGCUCGGUUUGGAGACGAGUCUCCGUUCACAGACGUGGCCGAGAAGGUGAAGAAUACAGCGAGCAACUGCCUAGCUAUUGUUUCGCUCCUGCAUUGA
Striga hermonthica is the source of this 843-nucleotide messenger RNA. The record is from the annotation of a GenBank genome assembly. NCBI's taxonomy places the organism in Eukaryota, Viridiplantae, Streptophyta, Magnoliopsida, Lamiales, Orobanchaceae.